Messenger RNA from Nanorana parkeri, 2982 nucleotides. It is a transcript of the gene ITGB6, whose product is annotated as integrin subunit beta 6. Gene Ontology annotation, biological process: cell adhesion mediated by integrin; cell migration; cell-matrix adhesion. Bases 55 to 2397 code for a protein of 780 amino acids. NCBI's taxonomy places the organism in Eukaryota, Metazoa, Chordata, Amphibia, Anura, Dicroglossidae. The transcript has 15 exons. The record is from RefSeq and is a predicted model, not a curated record. Gene Ontology annotation, cellular component: integrin alphav-beta6 complex; cell surface; focal adhesion. Gene Ontology annotation, molecular function: integrin binding.
UUUAACAUAUUUCCUUUCUCAUUUUUUUGUCCAUCCAGCCAGAAGUAGAAACGAAUGGGGAUUGAACUGAUUUGUCUCCUAGCAUUCUUUCUGCACGGGAAAAAUCAUGUACAAGGCACUUGUUCUCUGGGAAGUACAAUGACUUGUGGAGACUGCCUGAAAUCAGGACCGCACUGCGCUUGGUGUUCCCAAAAGAACUUUAUGGAUUAUUUAGGUGUCACUGCACGAUGUGAUACACCUGCGGUUCUCUUAUCAAAGGGUUGCCUGCUAAGUCACAUUGAAUUCCCUGAAUCUAAAGUAGAAAUACACAGGAGUAAGCCACUUACUGAAGGAGCCCAAGCAAACAGUUCAGAUGUUACACAGAUAACCCCCCAGAAGCUAGUACUCAAAUUGCGGCCAGGAAAAGAAGUAACAUUUCAAGUCCAUGUGCGUCAAAGUGAAGACUACCCUGUAGAUUUAUAUUACUUGAUGGACCUGUCAGCCUCCAUGAAAGAUGAUCUGAAGACUAUCCAGGUGUUGGGGUCCACUCUAUCACAAGAGAUGUCCAAGCUAACCAGCAACUUUCGCCUUGGCUUUGGGACAUUUGUAGAGAAGCCAGUUUCCCCGUAUAUUAUAACUAUUCCAAAAGUAAUUGAAAACCCUUGCCCUUCAUAUGGAUUUUGUUUGCCAACCUUUGGGUACAAGCAUGUUUUGUCCCUGACCUAUAAUACAACGGAUUUUAAUGACAGUGUGAAGAAACAGACAAUAUCAGCAAAUAUCGACACUCCAGAGGGGGGAUUUGAUGCAAUCAUGCAAGCAACUGUCUGUAAAGACAGGAUUGGAUGGAGGAACGGAUCGAUGCAUUUGCUGGUGUUUGUGACAGACGCUGAUUCCCACUAUGGUAUGGACAGUAAACUGGCUGGUAUUGUGAUACCCAAUGAUGGUCAGUGUCAUCUAGACAGCAAUAAUGAAUACUCCAUGUCAACUGUCCAGGAAUAUCCGACUCUUGGUCAGCUGAUUGAGAAGCUGGUGGAGAAUAAUAUUCUGCUUAUUUUCGCUGUUACGGAAAAACAAGUUCCUCUGUAUCAAAAUUACACCAAGCUCAUACCUGGAGCCACUGUUGGACGGCUGCAAGAAGACUCCCGAAACAUACUGCAGCUGAUUUUAACUGCAUACAAAGAAUUGAGGUCGGAAAUUGAGCUUGAAGUAUCGGGAGACACCGAUGGACUUAACCUCCUCUUUACCGCACACUGUAACAACGAAACAUCCAUCCCAAACAGCAGGCGGUGCCAGCAAAUUAAAGUUGGGGACAGAGUUUCCUUCAGUGUGACUAUAAACUCAACUUCCUGUGCCAAGCAAACGCGACACAUAGCCAUAAAGCCUUUAGGUCUUCAAGAGAGCCUGGAGAUUGAGAUUCAUUCGGAGUGCUCUUGUUCAUGCAAGUCUAAAGCUGAAGAGGAGAGCCCCGAGUGCAGCCAGGGAAAUGGCUCGAUGGAGUGUGGAGUGUGUGUAUGUAAGCCAGGCUUCCUGGGAGCUCAGUGCGAAUGUAAUGAGGCCUCUCUGAACAGCAGCUCCUGCAAAGAACUGGAUGCGUGUAGUGGCCGCGGGGAGUGCUUCUGUGGACAGUGCGUCUGUAAUCCAUCAGUAUAUGGACGUGUCUAUGGACAUCGCUGUGAAUGCGACGACUUUUCAUGUGUUCGGCACAGGGGACUUAUAUGUGGAGGCCAUGGAGACUGUGAAUGUGGAGAGUGCGCCUGCCACAGUGGAUGGACUGGCCCGUACUGUAACUGUACCACAAACAUAGACCUUUGUAUCUCAGAGAGUGGAAUUCUGUGCAGUGGAAGAGGUAAAUGUGAGUGCGGCAAGUGUCUCUGCUAUGGCGCAGGCGUCUCCGGCGAUACUUGUGAGAGAUGUCCAACCUGUGGUGAUCCCUGUGACUUUCAAAGACCCUGUGUAGAAUGCCAUCUGCUUUCAGAGGAGGAGAAAACAGCAUCAUGUGCAGAGACAUGUCACCUACUGGAUGUCACGGUCAGCCAAGAUCAAGAUUUCUCCGAAGAUAAAUCUAUUUUCUGUAGCAUGCAAGGUGAAAAUGAAUGUGCUAUUACAUUUUGGAUGGCCACGGACGAGCUCGGAAAGAAAGUCAUUUAUAACCUGAGCCAAAACGAUUGCCCAGAACCUCCAAAUAUUCCCAUGAUCCUAACUGGUGUCUCUAUCGCCAUUGUGUUAAUUGGCUUAGUGGUGUUGUGUAUAUGGAAGUUGUUGGUGUCCUUUCAUGACCGGAAAGAAGUUGCCAAAUUCGAAGCAGAGAGGUUGAAGGCAAAAUGGCCACAGGAUACAAACCCAUUGUACAAAGACACUAUCAGUACAUUUAAAAAUGUCACCUAUGAGCGAGGAAUAAGAAGAGACGGCGCAGCGUGAAGACAUAUUCCAAUGGCUAUGCAGAGGUAUAGAAGAUUAAUGUAUUCCAGAUUCCUGGAGUUUUCUACGCAAUUCAAGGCCCUGAGCUGCGAGUUCAUUAGUUCUAGUAGAAAUUCAUGACUUUGCCAUUCAUCCGAACACAGCCCUGGGCCAAGGCAGAAUCCAUGCAUCACAGAGUACUGAAGAAGAAAGAACUACUGAACAAUGCGACGAUUCGGACAGGGACAUAAUUACAAAUAUCAGGGGCCCAUAGCAAACUAAUAAGAGCCCUCUGCCUUCCUAAAGGACUGUAAUUAAGGGUAUGUGCGUAUUUACAUUUGAACUGUGUAUUUGCAUUGUGUUUGCACUAUUUCUACUUUGUGCUUUUUCACAUUCACAGUGAGUCAUCCUGGAGAUCAUUAAUUGCCACCGUGACUGUGACUAUGUUACAUACUGCCACAGUUGCAGUAAAUGAAUCUGAAAGCAACAUGCACCAUUCAAAAGUGUCUGGUACAAGCUAAGCAGGGCGGUGUGUAGUGGCCUUGAUUUCAUGGUAGAGAUUAACACUACAGAUUCAGCGUACCCCUUACAGCUGUCUAGACCUCA